This is a messenger RNA of Hydractinia symbiolongicarpus, 3357 nucleotides long. RefSeq names its product ras association domain-containing protein 4-like. The record is from RefSeq and is a predicted model, not a curated record. Lineage: Eukaryota; Metazoa; Cnidaria; Hydrozoa; Anthoathecata; Hydractiniidae. The transcript is spliced from 16 exons. Gene Ontology annotation, biological process: signal transduction. Bases 650 to 2257 code for a protein of 535 amino acids.
GUAGCUAAGAUAAAAAAAAUGAAAAUGAAUAUCUUUAUCCAAAUCUAAUUUUAAGGUGACCUGCUAUACUGCUCUUUUACCAAAAGCAAUUCGUUUUAAUAUGCUUAAUGAAAUUGAAAAGAUAUAAAUAGAUUAGAAUAACAUCUACAGUUUAUAGGGGAAUAAACACGAAAGGUUUACAAUACAGGCACUUUAAGAAAAUCCUUAUUGCGUACUUUUUACUUUACCCUUUGCAUUUCUAGAAGUUUGUUUAUACUAUUAAGUAUUUUAUUUAUUCUUUUAAAACGUCUUUAUUGUAAUUUUUACAGAAAUGAAGUGUAUUGGUUGAUGGCUCAUUGGAGAAUUGUUUUUUCUGUAUACAUUGUUUUAUAUUAAGAAAAUUGAGUAAGCAAUUGGGAAUAUACUUGGGUUUGAAGGUAUAUAUAUUUAGUUGCAGGAUUUUGUGAUAAAGGAAACAUUUCAGUUACAUGUUUCAAAUUAAUUAAUCUUUAUUGUUAUUUUAAUCAUUUGGUCAUCCUUUUCAAAGUAAUUACAGGAAUAGAACAUUUUAAAUAGAAGAGUAAUUACAGCCAGUUAUUAGUCAGAGAUUCUUCGUCUCAUUUAAAAAUAUAGUUUUGUUGAUGCGUUUUCAAAUUUGUUUGUUAAUAAGAUGAGAGAAAAAAGAAGAAAAAGAUCAGAAUUAGAAAUGCCAGCAGGUAGUGUUCAACUUUCGGCUGUCGAAAGAAAGAUACAAAGCAAAACGGGAACUGGUGCUGGUGUGAAGCGAGCAAAAUCGUUUGGUUCAACAAGUGCACCAACUUCUCCUAGUGUUUUGCGAAGAAAUAAACAACCCACAGUUGAGCCAAGAUACACAAAAUCUACAUACCUUCUUAUUGAAGCCAAGCGCAUUGCAAGAGAGUUAGAAGAAAAGAAAAAAAGUGGUUCUCUAUUGGUACGCCCACAGUCAGCAAAAACAAUAAACUUAGGUUCUAGAGCACGUAGUGGCUCUGGUGGUAUUGCAAGUCAAGCUAAAGGUGUAAAGAGAGCAGUCACUACUGAAUCUGCAUUUAGAAGAUCAGAAUCGCCAAUAAGAACAAAUAUUCGAAGAAGAGCAAAGUCACAGUAUUGUCGAGUACCUCCAUCAGAGCAAGAGGAGGGUAACAGUAAAGUAGAUUUAGAUGUAAGUCGGUUAAAUCCACUGAGAAACUCUGGAAGAAAACGGAAUUUUGUUGUUUCAUCUACAGUAGCUGUAAAAAGUUGCGAUGAAUGUGAUAAAACAUUAAAGUCUGGUUUUUAUUCAGAGCAUAAUGGGUUAUCAUAUUGUAAUGUUCCAUGUUAUACAAGUUUGUUCAGUUCCAUGUUAUCGCGUGCUGACGAUUCUUCCACGUGUUCAACUUUAUCCGAAGAACAAAAGCAAUUCAGAGGAAGUUUAAUACCCAAACUGAGAACUUAUAAUGCAUAUUAUGGAGACAAACCAUGUCAAAUAUCUUGCAAAGAGAUGAACGAUAAAUUUGUAUUAGAAGGAAUCAUUAAAGUGUACUGGGGUCUUCACUCUCCAGUCACGUUAACCGAUAGCGAUGUGUCGCAUUAUUGGCAACACUUCCAUCCCGACGAUGGCAACAAAAGAAACGAAAAUUCAGAAAACGUACCUCCAAAUACAGAAAAAACGAAAAAGCCUUCUCUCUCUGCUAUACGUCGUGCGAGAAACGCUCUCCAAGGAAACCAAAAUAAAUACAAGUACAAGAGAAAGGAAAGUGGAGAAGGACCAAGAAAACGAUCUGGUUGUGUUGCUUGUAAUCACGAAUCUCUCAACGGCUUCGAGGGAAAUUCAACAUUUGUACCUCCGUAUGGAACUCCGACCACGUUGAGAAUUACGAACCACGUGACAGCACCUCUAGUGAUCGAUAUGUUGCUUAAAAAGUUUCAAAUAAAAGACAAUCGAAAGCGAUUUUCUCUCUUUACAGUGUAUGAGAGUGGAGGUCAACGUCGAAUGAUUAAUGACAGUUACCCUCUUCUGACGCGUCUUAGUCUUGGCCCAUGCGAGGAUGUAGCGAAAAUAUUUAUUAUGGAUCGAGCUGAUCAAAUGGAUAUUCCUCUUGAAGUAGCGCAAUAUAUCAACUUUUCAACGCAAGUUUUAGAAACUUUCGUUCAAAAGUUUCACGAAGAGGAAGAACGCGAGAUAGAAAGAAUCAAAGAAAAAUAUCAAGACUACAAAGAGAUGAUUCUAAAGAGAAUGGAAGAAUAUGAAAGAAAUAACAGAUUCCCAAAAGAAGAAUGACAUGUCUUCAAUAAUAAAAGCAUUGCCCGUUGUAGUAAAAGAUAGACGCUGGAACAAGGCCGUUCUCCUUAAAUUAUCCGAGGGUUGACGGCCGAGAGCAAUUAAAGUCAGUUAAUGGAUUUGAGAUUAUAAAUAGAAACCAGCCUGACGUCAUAUUAGCAAGUUAUUUAACCUGGUUGUCACUUGCAGACCUUAUCUCGCAUUUAGUGCGAAUUCACGAAAAAAAAGCGAAAGUUUCUUAAAAAGAGAGUUUAUCAAACAGUUUUAUACUUUAAGACAGAUCUACUAUAUCUUCUAUUUUUAUAUUUUAUAAAAACUUAUUGUUAAAGGAGAACCAGACUUCAAAAGAAGAAUGAAUAUUAUUAUUAUUUAAAAACAAACGACUUGCUAUGGUGUAAUUAUUUUACGCUUGUGUGGAUCUACCUUGCGAUUAUGAGUCGAAUUUGACUAAAUCUUUUGAUUUUUUAAAGGCGAUUUUAACGCAAGGUUUAAAUCAGCAAAAUACAACUUAACAAAUGGUAGAUAUAUAUAUAUAUAGAUAUAUAUAUAACAAAUCUACAGGUCUAAGAGAUGGUUUUUAUUAACUAAAUUUUCUACAUCAACUUUUGCGAAACUUAUUUUUACGAUUUUAAACCAUAUUCCCAAAAUUAUAAAUUCCACAUUGACCAUAUAACCAGAAUAUAUCUUCGCUACUGUUGUUGAGUUCUGAGUUCUUGUACCUUCUGUUCUUCUGUUCCAAAUUUGGUGGUUGAGUUAAGCAUUUGCAUUUAUAUCUACCAUUUUAGUUUUAGUUUGUGUGUUCACUUGGAUUAGGUUUUUCGAACUUAGUUAGCCAUAAUAACAUAAUAUUGUGUAUAAAGUAGUCCUUGUAUAUAUUUAACGUUUCGAAAAACAAAAUUAUUUUUAUGUCUGGAAAAUUUUACAAGAUGUUGUAGCGAUGAUUUUUUUAUGUUUAUUUUCACAUGUAGGGAAAACCGACGGUCUUAGAUUUCAUUUUUGUUUGCUUCCAUACGUAAACAUUUUAAAUGAAUAAAUAGAGGUUAAAGUUUAUAUUGUGAUGUAAAACUAUACCAUAAAAUAAAUUAUUUUACUAUGUUUUA